Parascedosporium putredinis is the source of this 666-nucleotide messenger RNA. The record is from the annotation of a GenBank genome assembly. NCBI's taxonomy places the organism in Eukaryota, Fungi, Ascomycota, Sordariomycetes, Microascales, Microascaceae.
AUGAUCUUCCCCAAGACCGCCGUCCUCCUCGCCCUGCUGGGGCUGUCCAGCGCCCAGGUGGAGAAGCGCCAGGGCACCACGAGUCUCGACACCGUGACCUGCGGCUCCAACAAGUAUUCCCAGCAGCAGGUCAACGAGGCCGUCGGCGAGGGAUGCCGGUUGAUUGCCGCGAGCCAGCAGCUGGGGACCAACAAGUACCCGCACACGUUCAAUAACCGCGAAGGCCUCGUGUUUGCGACAUCUGGACCGUAUCAAGAGUUUCCCAUUCUCCGAUCCGGAAACUACACUGGGAGUAAGAUCCACUGUCUCAAAAAGCCCCUUGAGCCCGCUCUCUCCUGGCGCAGACCGCGUCGUCAUCAACCCCAAUUAUCGGGGGCUUGCGUCUAUGUUGGUGCCAUGACCCAUACCGAUGCCCCCACGCGCAACGGCUUUGUCCUUUGCACUGAGGUCGGUUCAUCGUCCACCGGACAGGACGGUGAGGAUGGCGAAGACGGCGAGGAUGGUGAGGAUGGAACGGAUGGCGCAGCUGGUUCUGGCAGCUCUAACAGCACCUCUGGUUCCGGUUCUGGGUCAGGUGCUGAAGGCUCUGCCACGACGGCAUCCAGCAUUGGCGGUAUCGCCGUCAGCGCUCUUGUAGGCCUCCUUGUCGCGGUGAACGCCCUGUAA